CUUGUACAUAGAGAUAUAUACACACAUAUAUGUAUAUGUAUAUGUAUAUAUGUAUGUACCUAUGUAUAUGUCGCUGUGUGUGUGCGUGUUCGUGACUAUACAUAUGGUGAUAUGGACCUUUUUAUCUGCAUGAGUGUCUGCCUAUCUGUGUAUUUAGUGUAUUGUUUAUAUUUUCCCCUCAAUUUUCUUAACAGAGUAUGAUUUUAAGUUUGAUUAGGUGAAUUGUUUUGAAUUGGCGAAGUCUAAUUUUCAGUGUAAGCUCUAGCUUCGUUAUCUCAAAAUUCCGGAGACAAAAAUGCACAUAAUUAGAAGUUACAUGAAAGUGCCAAUACGACUUUUAUGAUACAAAAACUUGUGGUCGCAGGAAAAAUUGCUUCGACUCUCGUAGUAAAAGUUUCAUAUAAAAAGGGAUAGAGGAAGUACUUUGUAUGAACUCUUAAAAGGAAUAGUUUGUGAUUGAGGACAACAAAAAAACAUUGUGCUAGUAUAUCAUCUGGUUUUGACGGAAGUAGAGUUUCUUAAUCCAUUAUUGAGCUGAAAUUAUUUGAGUUGGUUAUGCAUGAUUUAUGUUAUUAUAUUGGGUACUUUGUUAAUGUGUUGUUGACUUGUAGGCAAGUACUCAUGCUUGCUUUACUUUGCUCAAUUUCGAUAGCUGAAUACAUGAGGACAUGGUAAAUGAAGGAAAUGUAGGAUCAAAGGAAAAGUACUAGCUAAAGCUGGUUGUUAUGGUGAAUACUGGAAAAGUGACAACCUUUUGCAGGUCAUUACGUGGUUAUGUAUGGCAUCUUUAAGGAUAUGUGCUGGAGUACCUCUAUGAAUGUAAAUUAUUUUCCUAAAGUGGUUUACAUGUUCCGGGAUGGAUGUUGAAGUGAUCGAUGUUGAAGUAGGGAACAUGCACCAGCAAGGUGGCAUAACUGAUGACGGCGAUGAUGAGCCCGGUGAGAGUGGAGAAGCGAAUGUAAACGGAAGAUCAAAUGCACCUGAUGGAGAUAACAUUGUUGAGCCGCAAAUGGGUAUGGUAUUUCUUUCUGGAGAUCAAGCAAAGAAAUUCUAUGAUGAGUAUGCUAGGCGUUUGGGUUUUACAACACGUGUCUCUCAGUUUAAUCGACUGAAGACUGAUUUCUUAUGUGACAAGGUUGGUUUGAGAAGAGUGUCGGGUGAAUCCUGUGAUGCAAUGCUUAGAGUGGAGUUAAAAGGUCAAAACAAGUGGGUUGUGACCAAAUAUGUGAAGGACCAUAGUCACUCCCUUGUGUAUCCCAAUAAGGUGCAUUAUCGGAGAUCGCACAAGCAUUUUUCGGUGACAAAAAAGAAUGUACCUGAGAAUAAUCAGGGUGUUGGAAUUGUUCCAAGUGGUGUAAUGUAUGUCUCAGUAGACGGUAACCGCAUCCCUGCAGAGAUGAACCAUGGAGCUAAGAGAACUCGUCCUGAAGAGUCGGAUCAAAAUGUUAAGAAUACUACACUUCAGAGUUUUUCUCUUAGACAUUGCAAUCAACGGAGAACAUUAGGGAGAGAUGCUCAGAAUCUUCUUGAUUACUUCAAGAAAAUGCAGGCUGAGAAUCCUGGAUUUUACUAUGCCAUACAAUUGGACGAAGAUAAUCGCAUGUCUAAUGUAUUUUGGGCUGAUGCAAGGUCAAGAAAUGCAUACAGUCAUUUUGGUGAUGCCGUUGUACUGGACACGAUGUACAGAGUUAAUCAGUGCAGAGUCCCAUUUACUCCGCUCACAGGAGUAAAUCAUCAUGGUCUGACAAUUUUGUUUGGUUGUGCACUUCUUCUAGAUGAGUCUGAGGCGACAUUUGUCUGGCUAUUCAAGACCUUCCUUGCCGCUAUGAAUGACCGUGUCCCUGUCUCAAUAAUUACUGAUCAGGACACUGUUAUACAAUCUGCUGUUGCUCAAGUUUUUCCGGAAACACGGCACUGUAUCAACAAGUGGCAUGUAUUAAGGGGUGGCCAGGACAGAAUGGCUCAUGUAUGUCACAUGUUCCCAAAUUUCCAGGUUGAACUCUAUAAUUGUAUCAAUUUGACAGAGACAGUUGAAGAGUUUGAAUCGUAUUGGGAGAUAAUUCUUGAUAAGUAUGACCUGAAGAAGAAUGAUUGGCUUCAAUCCAUAUAUAAUACACGUCGCCAGUGGGUACCAGUUUAUUUUCGUGAUACUUUCUUUGCAGCCGUUUCUUGUAACCAGGAAUAUGAAUGCUCAUUUUUCGAUGGCUAUGUGAGUCAACAGAUUACAUUGCCAUUGUUCUUCAGGCAGUAUGAAAGAGCUUUGGAGAAUUCAUUUGAGAAGGAAACAGAAGCUGAUUUUGAUACAAUAUGCACCACUCCACCACUAAGGACACCAUCUCCAAUGGAGAAACAGGCAGCAACUUUAUACACGAAGAAAAUAUUCUUAAAAUUUCAAGAAGAGUUAGUGGAGACAUUUGUCUACACUGCAAACAGAAUUGAUGGAGAUGGUGUUAUCAGCACAUUCAGAGUUGCAAAAUUUGAGGAUGACCAGAAAGCAUACCUUGUCUCAUUGAAUAUAUCUGAACUAAAAGCAAAUUGUAGCUGCCAGAUGUUUGAAUGUAGUGGUAUCCUCUGUAGACAUAUUCUUACAGUUUUUACAGUAACUAAUAUUCUUACAUUGCCAUCUCAUUACAUCUUGAAGCGGUGGACAAUAAAUGCAAAGUGUGGUGCUGAAUCAGAUGAACGUGUGCAACUUCAUGGUACUGAAUCAAUGGCACAGAGGUACAACAGCCUCUGCAAGGAAGCCAUAAGAUGUGCUGAAGAAGGGGCUGUAUCUCAAGAGACAUAUAAUGCUGCAUUAGGUGCUCUUAAAGGAGGAGUGAAGAAGGCGGCUCUUGCAAAAAGAAAUGUUGCUAAAGUUUCACCUCCUAGCUCACAAGCCAGUUGUGUUGGCUAUGAUGAUCCGAGGACGUCUACCUCUGCUUCAGAAAUGACACCAUUAUUGUGGCCAAGACAAGAUGAAAUGACAAAGCGCUUUAAUCUUAAUGAUACUGGUAGUCCUGCUAGGGCUGUUGCUGAUUUAAAUCCCCAGCGCAUGGCCCCUGUUUCUCUUCACCGUGAUGAUGGUCAUGCAGAUAACAUGGUGAUUCUUCCUUGCCUCAAGUCAAUGACUUGGGUGAUGGAGAAUAAAACUUCGGCACCUGCGAAUAGAGUUGCUGUCAUCAACCUGAAGCUGCAAGAUUACAUUAGGACUCCUUCACGAGAAUCAGAAGUUAAGUUUCAGCUAUCCCAGGUCACACUAGAGCCCAUGUUGAAGUCUAUGGCUUAUAUCAGCGAGCAACUCUCUGCCCCAGCUAAUAGGGUUGCUGUCAUCAAUCUGAAGCUUCAAGAUACAGAAACAACUUUAGGAGAGUCAGAGGUGAAAUUUCAGGUUUCUAGAGAUACUUUAGGUGCCAUGUUGAGGUCAAUGGCAUAUAUCCGCGAGCAACUGUCAAAUACAGUUGAGUCGCAACUGGAGAUUCCAGCAAAAAAGCAAAGGAAAUAGAAGUUGUGUCCUUUUACCAUUUAUAGGCAGUUGUGUGAAUAGAUAACCUCGCGGAUUGGGGUGCUGCUGACAUUCUUCUUUAAACAUGUAAUUAGUAUGGUUGAAUUUGGAAUUUUCCAAGUUCUCAUUGUGGAGCUUUAUGUAGGAUAGCAGUUUUACAUGCUUUGCCUUUUCUGCAUUAUUUGUACAUGUAAAUUAUUAAUUUUAAGAAUGCAAGGCCAUUUUUUUUUCCUUUUUAAA
Molecule: messenger RNA, 3724 nt
Organism: Solanum dulcamara
Lineage: Eukaryota; Viridiplantae; Streptophyta; Magnoliopsida; Solanales; Solanaceae
Product: protein FAR1-RELATED SEQUENCE 3
Exons: 5
Coding region: 857-3484 (875 amino acids)
Biological process (GO): regulation of DNA-templated transcription
Molecular function (GO): zinc ion binding
Source: RefSeq, a predicted model, not a curated record